UGUUCGUGUAUACUUUGAACAAAUGGUAACUUGAUGUACCAACAUUCCAGUUUAUGCAAGGCUUUGUUAAGACGCAGGGAAGAUUAAUCUUCAAAACCAUUUUUCAAAAACAAAAACGAAACAAUCGAUCAAAGUUUGAGUGCAAAUAUAUUUAUAAAAUUACAGUUCAAGUGUAUUUUAAUCCAAUAAUAUGCAUAAGAAUAGCCAAAUAGAGUAUGCAAUGGGUAACAGCGCUGCAAAAGAUAUAGAAAGUACUCAAAAUAAUGAAAAGAUUACAACCUCAUUGGACUUAUCAGGUGCUCUAGUGAUAAACAAAAAUUAUUCAGACAAUAAAAUUGCUAACAAUAAUGAUAAUGAAAAUAAAAAUCCUGAAUUAGCUGAAAAUAACACAAAAAUUAAAGAAUUAGUUCAUCAAGUUUACCUUUCUCUAAACAAGUAUGGAUAUUUUAGCACGUUGAUUCCUCCACAUAAAAAUGUUACAUGUCAAGCAUGCAAUCAAGUCAACUUUGUAGUCGACCGUUAUAAAUGUUUGGUGUGCAACGAAUACGAUCUUUGCGGAGUUUGCUUUGAAUCAAGAAAGAUAACUGCGCCACAUGUUAAAGCUCAUCCUAUGGUUAGGUAUAGUGGACCAAAAGAAAUAUUUGGCGAUGAAAUUGAGGGGGAAAAUGUUACUCUUGAAAAGUUUAAAAAAAAGUUUGAUGGAGUGGAGCACGAAACAACAUGCAAAGGAUGCAACUCUCAUCCAAUUUUUGGUUUGCGGUUUAAAUGUGACGAAUGCAACGAAUUCGAUUUAUGCCAUAAAUGUUUUGAAAAAAAAACUGAAAUAAAUGAUCAUAAAAAAGAACAUUCUAUAUUAGUAUGUUAUAGCAUUCGAAAUGUGAAUCCAUCUGACAUUGAACUUUUAGAACGUUUAGGUAGCGGUGCAUUUGGUACUGCACACAAAGCAAAAAUAAUUUCUAAAAACAAAAUAGUUGUUUGCAAAGUAUUGGAAUGGCAAUUACAACAUCUUUUUUUAGGCUUAGACGUAAACAGUUUGUAUAAGAGCUUUAUUCGUGAAGUAUUGGCGUAUAACGAAAUUAACAGCAAUUAUAUUAUCAAGACAUAUGGCAGUUGUAUAGUGAAUGAUAUAAAAAAAACAAAAUUUUACCUGCUUACUGAGUAUAUGGAGAAAGGAAGUUUGGCUAAUCUUUUAAAAAAUGAGCCAGAUUUAUCAUACAGAUGCCGACUGUCCAUAGCAUGCAAUAUAGCAUCUGGAAUGAAAAGAAUACACGAAAAACAUUAUAUACACAGAGACAUUCGACCUGACAACAUAUUCGUAAACAAAAACUAUGUAGCGAAAAUUGGCGAUAUGGGAAUUGCUAGACUUCAAGAUAAGUUUCAAAAUCACACUGUAAUAGGACCAGACCGAUACAUGCCAGAUGAGUUUCGUACUGGAAAUUAUAAUGAAAAAGUUGAUGUUUAUACAUUUGGGUUGACAAUGUACCACUUAAUUACUGGUCAAACUCAUGCAUUUGAAAAUAAUAAAGUAGAGCUUAGCGAAGAACCUAUAAUAUUUAGUAAACUGAUUCAAAAAUGCUUAGAAAAUGUUCCGAAUGACAGACCAACCGCAUCGAUGUUAGAAAGUAAUCUGGAACUGCAUUACAAAGUUUUAUAUGCCGUUAUUUCAAAAGGGACGGGGUAUUUUUUCUUACCAAAAAAAGAACGUACUAAAAUAUGUAUAAAAGUAUGUAAUUUGGUGUCUGAACUUCUGUUCAACUAAA
Hydra vulgaris (swiftwater hydra) is the source of this 1760-nucleotide messenger RNA. RefSeq names its product tyrosine-protein kinase fyna. Gene Ontology annotation, molecular function: protein tyrosine kinase activity; ATP binding; zinc ion binding. Gene Ontology annotation, biological process: protein phosphorylation; signal transduction. The record is from RefSeq and is a predicted model, not a curated record. Gene Ontology annotation, cellular component: cytoplasm. Lineage: Eukaryota; Metazoa; Cnidaria; Hydrozoa; Anthoathecata; Hydridae.